AUGGAGAACAGCGGACCCAAACCAAAUGCCAUAACUUUCAGACAUCUUUCUUUGGGUUGCUUGAAAGCGGGUUUGAUGAAGGAAGCUCUGAAAACCCUGAACUUGGGGAUGGAUCUGACGACAACCACCAGUGUCAGGAAAUCAACCCCAUGGCUAGAGACUACAUUUUCAAUAUUUGAAAUUUUUACAGAGAGGGGUGAUGUAGAAAAUGGUGAGAAGUUUUUUGAAGAGUUGAAGAAAGCAAAUUACACUUGGCACACUUUUGUUUAUAAUACCUUGAUUAAAGCUUAUGUUUUUAAGGCCAGGAUUUAUGACCCAAAUCUUUUGAGAAGGAUGAUUCUGGGAGGGUCUAGGCCUGAUUCUGAGACCUAUAGCCUAUUGAGACUUGUUGAUCAGUUUCAAGUUGGAGUCCUAAACAUGAGUUUCUUCAAGUCUCUCUCCAUUUCCAUUUUCCUUCUCAUCUCUCUCAUUUUCACCUCCACCCAUGCAGCCACUUUUGAUGUCCGAAACAACUGUCCCUACACAGUUUGGGCAGCAGCCGUGCCUGGUGGCGGCCAGAGGCUUGACAAUGGCCAAACAUGGCAAAUCAACGUCCCUGCCGGCACGAAACAAGCCCGUAUCUGGCCUCGAACCAACUGCAACUUCGACGGGGCCGGUCGGGGCAUCUGUCAAACCGGUGACUGCAAUGGCCUCCUACAAUGCCAAGGUUUUGGUGUACCACCAAACACAUUGGCUGAGUAUGCCUUGAAUCAAUUCAAUAACCUAGACUUCUUCGACAUAUCGCUAGUUGACGGGUUCAACGUUCCACUCGAAUUUAGCCCUACCUCCGGUGGGUGCCAAGGCAUCCGGUGCACCGCCGAUAUCAACGGGCAGUGUCCGAAUGAGUUAAAGGCUCCCGGCGGGUGUAAUAACCCUUGUACUGUGUUCAAGACCGAUCAGUAUUGUUGCAACUCCGGCAACUGUGGACCCACCGACUAUUCGAGGUUCUUUAAGGAUAGAUGCCCAGAUGCUUACAGUUACCCCAAGGAUGAUCAAACAAGCACUUUUACUUGCCUUGGAGGAGGCGACUAUAGGGUUGUGUUCUGCCCUUAG
Molecule: messenger RNA, 1092 nt
Organism: Ilex paraguariensis (yerba mate)
Lineage: Eukaryota; Viridiplantae; Streptophyta; Magnoliopsida; Aquifoliales; Aquifoliaceae
Source: the annotation of a GenBank genome assembly